AUUUAAAGUUUAGGGGCUAGUUAAUAGAACAUAAUAUUGAUUCUCUCUAGCUGUUUAUGUACGCAUUGGCGGCGAGUUGGGUUUUCACUUUUCGGAUAGAAUCCGUAAACCAUCGGAAAUACUAAGCGUAUUUUGCUGCUGCAAAGAUGGUGGAAACCCUUUUUGAAGAUAUAUUUCGAGUUGAAGGACUGAAUCCAGAUGGUAAAAAAUUUGAGAAAGUGACUCGAAUAACGGCGAAGAGUGAUCAAUUUGAUAUGCUCAUGGUCCUUGAUAUCAACUCUGAUAUCUAUCCUAUGCACGUUGGAGAGAAGUUCAUGAUGGUAUUAGCAUCCACUCUGAACUUGGAUGGGACGCCAGACAGUGGUUAUUUCAAUCCGGGUAACAGGAAAUCACUUGCGGACAAAUUUGAUUAUGUCAUGCAAGGGAAACUAUACAGAAUCUCAGAGGAAAGCUCACACAAGCAAGUUAAAGCGGACAUGUAUGUUUCGUUUGGUGGACUUCUUAUGAUGCUUAAAGGGGACCCUUCAAUUGCAGCAAGAUUCGAGCUCGACCAAAGACUGUUUAUUCUCAUAAGGAAGGUUUGAAAUCCGAUUCCAACUUAAGCAAAGAAUUUACUAGUCGACUAUAACGUACUGCUAGAAAUUCAUCUAUGUAUUUCGUUGAUGCCUGCUGAGACGACUGAGACGACGAAUAUAGUUCCUUUAAAGAAAUUUAAAUAUGUUUGGUAGCGAAAUCUCUUCUAAGUUGUUGCUCUAAGUUGACAAUGUGCUAUCCAUAUCUUAUAGGGCGUUGUUUAUUUCGCCCCUUUUUUUCUAAUGCAUGUUAUUUAUUCUCCUUA
Messenger RNA from Olea europaea var. sylvestris, 838 nucleotides. RefSeq names its product DNA-directed RNA polymerases II and V subunit 8A-like. NCBI's taxonomy places the organism in Eukaryota, Viridiplantae, Streptophyta, Magnoliopsida, Lamiales, Oleaceae. Gene Ontology annotation, cellular component: RNA polymerase I complex; RNA polymerase II, core complex; RNA polymerase III complex. Gene Ontology annotation, molecular function: DNA-directed RNA polymerase activity. Bases 147 to 584 code for a protein of 145 amino acids. The record is from RefSeq and is a predicted model, not a curated record. The transcript has 5 exons. Gene Ontology annotation, biological process: DNA-templated transcription.